GUGGAGUGAGGUGUGGCAUGCGGAAAUUGCUUCUAUGGCUUGCGGUCUUGUGCAUUAUCUGUACGAUAGGGUUCACGGAGGAAAUAGAGAUUACUGUAGAUAAUGAAGUGGUGAAAGAUAAAACACAGGAAAAAGACCUUAAAAAGGAGAUAAAUAGGCUCUAUGACGAAAUUGAGAAGCUAGACGCCAUCAUCAACGAAAUGGAUGAGGAGAUGAAAUCUAUGGAAAAGAAGCAAUACCCUCGUAUUGAAAAUUUGAAAACAAGAAUCAAUAAAGUGCAGUCGACGAUCAGCUUAUACAACAGGGAGAUUUCUCAAACAAAGGCUUCAAUUGACUCCAAAAAGUUCUUACUCGCUAAAAUUGAGAAAAAUGCAGGUAUUUCGAAGUUCGAGUCUACGCUGUACAAGAUAUUCAUCGUUAUCAAUCGAUUCUUAGCUCGGAUCUUCAACUUCUUGUUAGAGUGGAUUCAGAGAAUAGAUUCUAAGAUUUCCAUGUUCCUAUAUCAACGUGCAAGAAAGUAUUAG
This is a messenger RNA of Blastocystis hominis, 524 nucleotides long. RefSeq lists its product as hypothetical. NCBI's taxonomy places the organism in Eukaryota, Bigyra, Opalinata, Blastocystidae. The record is from RefSeq and is a predicted model, not a curated record. The transcript is spliced from 5 exons. The coding region runs from base 18 to 524 and encodes 168 amino acids.